Molecule: messenger RNA, 453 nt
Organism: Peronospora belbahrii
Lineage: Eukaryota; Oomycota; Peronosporomycetes; Peronosporales; Peronosporaceae
Source: the annotation of a GenBank genome assembly
AUGCUACCAAGAGCUCUUGGAACUAAGCGUUUAUGCUUCUUUACAGCAGUACAAACGCGAAACAAGAUCACGGUUCCAGCUGCUGGAGGCGCCAUAAGACAUCGUCGUGUGAAGCGUCAAAUUCCCAAUGACAAAUUUGCAGCACUAUCCGUGGCGUUCUUUGACCGUGUUGAGACUGCAAUGGAGCCACUUUAUCCACCAACCAACAAUGAAUUUCAGCUCAAACGUGAUGGAAAUAAGGAGCUUGUCAUUUGCACCAAUGCUCAGGAAUUUACAAUCAAGGUGCUGUCAUCCAAGCAGCAGAUUGAAUUGGUGUCUCCGGUAUCCGGUUUGCGUACAUACAAUUGGAAUGUCAUGACCAAGCGGUGGGAAAACGAGGCUGACUCCCACGACAUUGAAGGACUUCUUACGCGCGAUUUGAUGCGCUAUUGCGCUGGCAUUCCGCUCUUUUGA